Messenger RNA from Prorocentrum cordatum, 1233 nucleotides. The record is from the annotation of a GenBank genome assembly. NCBI's taxonomy places the organism in Eukaryota, Dinophyceae, Prorocentrales, Prorocentraceae.
AUGGCAGCAAACCCGCCCGCCAAACGCAAGCAUCGAUGUUCCACAGGUGGCGUGCCGCCUUUGACCACGAUCGACGAUGCAAUUUUUGCGGCGUCGUGGGCAACUCUUUCGUCCACUUGCAGCGCCAAUGGCGUUCCGUGCGGCGGAGCCCGCAGCAUCUUGCUGCAGCGCUUGGCCGCGCAUUGGACGGAGCCCGACCCACCGCCGCGCACGGAUACCUCCUGGGCUCUUCGGAAGAUUCGGACACUGGAGGCUGAGCUCGUCGCACUGCGCGCGGGCGACGACGCCGAUGCCGACCUUCCUUGCGUAGACCCCAUCCUCGCCAUCGAGGACGCGCCAGCGACGUUUCCCAUCGCUGACGAGCCCCCUGCUGCGGACGCCGAGGCCUCGUCACCGGAGGGUCCUGGCCCUGCCAGAGAACCACCCUGGCGGCCAGACCCGGACUUCCAGGACUUUGCAGACAACCUUCUCCGGGACGCAUCGGCUGCGUUGUCCGUGUGGACUCGCAUGGACCAGCGCGCCGACGUGGUCACCAUGUACCACGCGUACGACGAGCUUCGCUCCAGACCGGCUUGCACCGAAUCCCACGCGCUGUGGUGGCUGUCCUUGCUGCACAUCGUGCCUCGCCGUCGGCCUGUUUGCGCCGCCCUAGCGGCGCUGGCCGCGGCCUCCACCGAGCCAACAGAGGCCAACGCACUCGCCAUGGCAGCAGCUGUCCGUGCCUACCCCGUGAAGGAGACUCGCUGGGACACGUCGCGCCCAGUGGGGGGCACACCCGUUCUAGACCAACUCCUGCGCAGCCCCACGGGCAUGCACAGCCUGCUCGACCACGCCGCCGCCACUGCGGACCUGCAGCUCGAGGCUAGAACACCGCGAGCCCUCGACCUCACCCUCGAAACGUCGAAGACGAAACUCCCCCUCUUGCACGCGGGGUGCAAGUACACUCGGGGACACCAUCUGCGGCUUAUAGACGCCCUGGCUUCCAGGACGGUCGACACGGAAUGGUCCGCCGAGGACUGGGACACUAUCGCGCGCUAUCUCCCUGGAACCGCCGAGGGCGCUGCCGAGCUCGGCAUUCUGAACUUCGCCGCGGCGCGCCGGCACCUGGAGUGGAUUAAUGGCCGCUUCGGCCCAGGACAAAAACCGCUCCGACUGCGGGACCUCACAAUGGCUUUCUGCCUGCGUCCGCGCCUGCCCAAACUGCACAAGGACGACGGCGUGCCGUUCGCGUAG